UUUGACAUAUUUUGCGUUAUACAACGAUUCCCAAUCGACGCUUCCCAGUUUAAAGAAAGGUGGAAAGAAAAGUUGUUUGGCGGGAUUGGUAUUCGGUAGAAACAGAAAUGGCGAACAUCGCACGUGGUGUUGAUCCUUCAUCUGCUCUAGGAGCUGCAAGUUUGUUAACUAGACCAGCCUCUGAGUUUGGAAAUGAUCCAACGGUGGAAUCACUUUGGGCUAUCAAGGCAGUGGAACACAUGGAAGUAUACUUCAACAUUCUCAAAUCGGUUGAUACGAGAUUUCUCAAGCUGACACCGCAUGACGACAAACUGUAUUCUGACUUCCGAGCGCAGUUUCCGAACUUAAACGUCAAGCUUCUGGUUGAAGAAGACCUGAAGAGCGAACAGUCGAAAAAGGAAUGGCGCGAGUUCUGUAUGAGUUACCAGGAGGUCGUCGAAGACUUCAAUUUCGGAACUAUGUUGAGGUUGGACUGCGCGUUGGACUAUGCUGAGGAGAACUCCGUCGUUGUACCCCGCGUUCAGUUCUACGCUAUUGAAAUAGCCAGAAACCGCGAAGGCCACAACGGUGUUAUAAGAGAACGUUAUGCCAAGGGAACCGCCAAAGAAUAG
Messenger RNA from Ornithodoros turicata, 611 nucleotides. RefSeq names its product protein PBDC1-like. NCBI's taxonomy places the organism in Eukaryota, Metazoa, Arthropoda, Arachnida, Ixodida, Argasidae. The record is from RefSeq and is a predicted model, not a curated record. Bases 108 to 611 code for a protein of 167 amino acids. The transcript has a single exon. Gene Ontology annotation, cellular component: cytoplasm.